Molecule: messenger RNA, 2300 nt
Organism: Dioscorea cayenensis subsp. rotundata (Guinea yam)
Lineage: Eukaryota; Viridiplantae; Streptophyta; Magnoliopsida; Dioscoreales; Dioscoreaceae
Product: UTP--glucose-1-phosphate uridylyltransferase 3, chloroplastic-like
Exons: 16
Coding region: 955-1944 (329 amino acids)
Source: RefSeq, a predicted model, not a curated record
GCUUUUUCACCGCCAUCCAUUGCUCCUCUCUCUCUCUCUCUCUCUCCGCCGCCAUUGGAGGAGCUACGAGGAGGAGGAGAAGCGACAGUGAAAGUGGGGAUCGAGGGCGGACGCGAUCGGUGGGUUUUGAAUCUUCUUUUCAUAUAUCUCUCUGUUGCCAUUGGAGGAGCUGGAAGGAAGAGGAACAUCGGUGAUGAUUGGAGCUCGGAGGAGGAAGGGAAGCAUCAGCGUGAACUGGCGGAUUAGAGGUGGUACGAUCGGAGGCUGUCAGUUGGAUGCUUGCAUUAUAGCAUUUUGGAGCUUUUCUCUCUUCAGGCUUCAAUUUCACAAUAGAUUUCUCCAUUAUGGUGGGAAGCUUGUUUACCAACCUGUUGUUCUUUGUUGGAUAAUCUAGAGAUUUUCUUGUCUAGAGAUUCAGGGUACCUGUUGAUCCUCUUGAAUGGCAGAUUUCUCAGGAUACAAUUAAUAGCAUUUUUGCCUGCCUGGCUAAUACAAUCGGGGCAGCUGAAUCUAUCUUGAGGGUUGCUCCAACAGGCCAUGACAAAAGGCUAUUCUUUAAGGUGGAUGUCAAGUGUCUGGUUGAAAAGCUUCUUGAAUAUGUCAUGAAUAACCACCUCGUUGUGCGAGAUCCUGAGACUAUUCUAACCUCCAGCUGCAAUAGGGGGAUUUGGAGUCUGGAAACAGCAUCACCAACUGGUAAAAAUUCUGAGCAAUUUUCCACUGAACUAAAGGAUAUUUCAGGGAGCAUCUGUUAAAAAGCUUUUAGCAACACAUACAUAACUAAAAAGUAACAAGAAUUUGAUAAAAUACACAACCAUUCAUAGCAAACAACUUAUCCACACAGUUUUCUACUUUACAAGAUGGGACCCUCUGGAUCUGGUAAGUCUACGCUUCUUGAUUCAUUGGCAGGGAGGUUGGGGAGAAAUGUGGUUCUCACUGGGAAGGUGUUGCUGAAUGGGAAGAAGAGGAGGCUUGAUUACGGUGUUGUUGAGUCAGACCAUUCAAAAUGAUUGUCAACUGCACACUCUAGAAUAUGGUACGUCAUCCAUAAAACAAUUCCUUCCAACUGUCCUUGAUUAUCAGAAUGGGCAAUAUAGCUUGUCAGGAAUUUCAAAGUGCUUGGAAACUAAGAGUACUAUAUCAUUACCUUCAGUAGCUCCAAUUGGAGCUCCAUGGCAACAAAUUUAUCUGUUUGCUAGGAAGCAGAAGAAGAUAUAUGUUGAGUUUUUUGAGUUGGCUCCUAUCAACUUGUCUAUAAGCUUUUCAAGCACUCCAUGGAUGGUGAGGAAUGAAACUCGUGCAGAAACAAAAACUUUUAUCCGCGUAAGUGGUGCAAGUUUUCAGGUUGAAGACAACACUAAGUACUUGCAAUCUGGUCCUCCUUUUCUCAUUCUUCUUCAUCCUGCUUUGGGUCCACUUUGGGAGAUUACUCGACAGAAGUUCUUUGGUGGCUCCAUCAUGGAAGGGUCUGAGUUACAAAUUGAGGUGGCAGAGUUUAUGUGGAGAGAGGUUCAGCUUGAUGGAAGUCUUCUUGUCAUUGCUGAGAACAUUAUGGGUUCAACUCAGGCUAUUGAAAAUGGUGAACCACUCAUGCAAUAUGGACACAGAUGUGCAAGGUGUAAAUUGCAGAAUGUCAAGGUCCAGAAUAAAGGAAUUGACUGGACUUCUGCUGACAAUGUCUACUGGAUGCAUAACGUUCACCUAUUCGAGAGUUUAAAGGUUAUUCUGCAAGGGAAUGCAGAAUUUGAGGCAACCGAUGUAGUCUUACAGGGCAAUCAUGUACUUGAAGUGCCAAAUGGCCACCGGAUGCAUGUCAGUUCUGGUGAUUUAGGCUUUGUUGUCAAGCUAGAACCAAUUAAAGAGGAAAUGAUGGAUAGUGGAAGCUGGUUUUGGAAAUACAAACUAAAUGGAACACACAUUCAGUUAGAAUUGGUGGAGUUGUAGGCAGGCAAUUGAGAAUAAUGAUCAGUUUCUUUAACUGAGGAUAGCAGUUAAUAAGAAUAUCACCUUCACUUGCUUGAACAGAAGUUCAACCAUCUUAGAGGUGUGUUUUACAAAAGUGUCUCCUUAGCUCAGUUUUGUAGCAUAACAAGUACUUUCAUGGAAAACAUUUAUUGUAAUAAUAAAAACAUUCUGGUUAAUUAGUCCGGAAGAGGGUGGUAGGUGGGUAGGUCACUCAUGUGUCUUGUUUCCACCUUCCCCAAUGCCACAAAAAUACCUUGAGUUGUUUUGAGAGCCUCGAGAAGCCUAAUACUUCCUAUUUCUUUUUUUUAUUUAAUUUAAUUUUUGUUCUUUUUAUA